Messenger RNA from Neoarius graeffei (lesser salmon catfish), 1024 nucleotides. RefSeq lists its product as uncharacterized. The transcript has 3 exons. Gene Ontology annotation, cellular component: endoplasmic reticulum. Gene Ontology annotation, biological process: endoplasmic reticulum unfolded protein response. The record is from RefSeq and is a predicted model, not a curated record. NCBI's taxonomy places the organism in Eukaryota, Metazoa, Chordata, Actinopteri, Siluriformes, Ariidae. Bases 113 to 310 code for a protein of 65 amino acids.
CGGAGCUACGUUUGUGUGUACGUAGCCAUAAAGCGAGACAACUUUCUUUCCCUGUUCUCUCGGAAGCCUGUUCCGGAUUGUUUGCGCUGCUUUAAAACUCAGCUGCGGCAACAUGGUGGCGAAGCAGAGAAUCCGCAUGGCGAACGAGAAGCACAGCAAAAACAUCACGCUCAGAGGCAACGUCAAAUCCUCGAAGAGUAACACGGACGACAAAGUCUCAGUGGGACCAUGGCUCCUGGCGCUCUUUAUCUUUGUCGUGUGUGGGUCAGCCAUAUUCCAGAUCAUUCAGAGCAUCCGAAUGGGAAUGUAACAGGAAGAAGCACGGAUGCGCUGCACAGCGACGACUCGCCAUUCCUACGUCCCGCUUCCUGCUCCUUCGCAAUAAAGGAAUUUCUCUCCGCACCUUCGGUUUAAUUUAAGCGAAUAAUUCUUCUUUCCAAGGUGGAUUGGCGCGUUUCCUCUUCCUGUGCCUUAUUACCGUGAGGAAAUGUGGUGGUUUUUUUUUUUUUUAAAUCAAGCCAUUAACUGCCAUCCACUAGGUACGUUUUGUUCGUUCAAUGCCAGCAAAGAUGUGACGUGUCUUAAUUUCUUCUCUGGAGCAGGUGGUCAUUUUUAUCUCUAAAUGAAGGCGCUUGAUGUAUCCGGGUUUUUUUUUUUUUUUUUAAAUAAAACAUUUAACUGACCAAAUGGUGGGAAACUUUGCACAAGGUGAAGGAGAUAAAAGCCAGGAACAGAAGCAUAGGAUCCAGUCAGUUGAAAGAUCAACCCUCUCCCUAAUGUGACCACUAUAAUGUAAUUUUCUUUCAUUCCUGUUCGAGUUUGUGAUUCUAACAGUAUUUCAUUGUGUUUCAGUUCUGAUUAGCACCAGAGUUUCGGGCGACAUAUGGGCUUCGUCUCAUUUUACACUUCUCAGGCACAUACUGCUCUUUGGCAUACCAUAGUGACCUAGAAAUUGUGCAGUUUCAGACGUAAUUGAAGCUUUGAAUAGAUCAUUGGGUGAAACUGAAAUAAAAUGUCAUUGAGA